AUGUCUAUAAUAUUAAAAAAUUUAAUUUCACCACGAUCCCAAAUUUUACGUUCAAGUUCAAGACAUUUGUCACAUUUCCGUGGUAACGGUAGUCAAAAUCAAAGUAGAUUAUACAAAUGGUAUCUGCUUCUAGGCAGUGGUGGACUAUGUGUUGGAUAUUUUGCCUUAAAAAGCUUUAAAGUUAAUUCAAAUAAGAUUUAUGCACUGCAGCAGCGAAAGGAUGAAAUAGCAGAAAAGGCAGUCAAGCUCACAGCUCGCGAGAAGCGCUUCAUAAAAUUUGCAUCAGUUGAAUUUGAUGGGCAACUUUACCUCACCCCACAAGAUUUUCUCGAAUCAGUUGUGGAACAGGAACCACGUCCACGUCUCAAACGUAAACGCUUGUCAGAAAAUGAAAUUGAUCAGCUGAAGUCAGCAACGCCAUCACUUAGGCAUGGAUCAUCGAAUCUCUUCCGAUCGUUGCGUGAUAAGGGCAUCAUUAGCUACACGGAAUAUUUGUUCCUUCUUAGUGUCCUUACGAAGCCUCACUCGGGAUUUAAAAUUGCAUUUAACAUGUUUGAUACGGAUGGGAACUCAAAGGUUGAUAAGACUGAGUUUCUUGUGAUUCGACAACUGCUUGGCGGUUCUUAUAAAGAUCGAGAAUUUGAUGAACAAUCUAAAGAAGCUCUCAUGGCUUUGUUGUCGACUCAGGCUCAAGCCAAGUAUCUCACACGCGCACACAGAGAUACAGACGACGAUAAAAAGCGUCGUGAAAAGGAAGUUGAGGAUGAAUUGAAAGAAAAGAAGAAAGAAGUUGUAAAAAGAAGUUUCAUGGAAAAAAUCUUCAGCUACGCAUGGCGUGGUAAGCGAGGCAUUGAAAUUGAAGAAGGAAAGGAAGGAGAGGACGACAAUGAUCAUUUGAUUGAUGAUGAGCAAGGUCUCCAACGUAGACACAAAGUAGACACAACUCUUCAAAUUCACUUCUUCGGCAAGAAAGGAACUCAAGACUUGAACUUUGAUGGAUUUUAUAAUUUUAUGAAGAAUCUACAAACUGAGGUCCUCGAGUUGGAGUUCCAUGAAUUCUCAAAAGGCCAUGAAAAAAUUUCUGAGGUUGAUUUUGCUAAGAUUUUACUUCGCUACACUUAUUUAGACACGGAAGAGUAUGACAAUUAUUUGGAUCGACUCCUUGAUCGACAUGACAUGAAGGAGAAAGGUGUGACGUUUGAGGAGUUUAAGCAGUUUUGUCAGUUCUUGAAUAAUCUUGAAGAUUUCUCAAUUGCCAUGAGGAUGUACACGUUGGCUGAUCGGUCGAUCUCGAAGGAUGAGUUUUCUCGAGCCGUAAAGAUUUGCACUGGAUAUGCAUUAAGUAACCAUUUAAUAGACACUGUAUUUGCAAUUUUCGACGAAGAUGGCGAUGGUCUCUUGAGCUACAAAGAGUUCAUUGCAAUCAUGAAGGACCGUCUGCAUCGUGGAUUUAAGUCAACAGCAAAGGCCGAAGGCUGGGCAGCAUUUAAGCAGUGCUUGAAGACAGAAAUGAAGAACGUCUAA
This is a messenger RNA of Chironomus riparius, 1524 nucleotides long. The record is from the annotation of a GenBank genome assembly. Lineage: Eukaryota; Metazoa; Arthropoda; Insecta; Diptera; Chironomidae.